GGAGGACCAUUUAGCAUCACUUAUUGUUGGAGUAAAGGAAAGGAGCACGCUGAUUUCAGGAGAAAUGACUUUCUAAAUGGACAGGUGCUUGUGGUGAUGACAGCUCACAAGUCCCGUGGUUCUGCCCCUUUCGUCAUGAAUUCUUGGGAAGACCAGCUGAAAACUUUGGGAAUAGAGGUGACAGAAGACCAGUGGGAAACUUUGAUUCAACGAGCUGUGCUGGAGCCAAAAAUGAGAACGUAUCUAUCGUAUAACUCCAGAGGGUUGAGGAUGGCCAUUGCUGCUGUUGUCUACGUGACUCUCUGGAUCAACCUUUAUUCUGUCCUGCAAAUUUUUUCAGUCGGACAGUCUUGGAAAGUCAUUGUUUUGGUUACUCUCGUCGCCUUGGUGAUCGCUGUGGUCAUCCAAGUCAUAAUACGUCACUAUCAAGGAAAGAUGAAUGUGAAUACAGAUAUGAGGCUAAUGGCUGCCAACGAAGCCUUCAUGAAAUUUGAUUUCCUGGUAGGGAUGACAAAUAUUUCGGACAAGAAUUGUGCUGUCCCACAGUUGUGGUUUGUUCAUUUCGACGUUGGACCCUGCCUUCAGUCUUUGACGGACUCUCUGCUCACGCUGAAAAGAAGUCAGGAGUCUGCUCUGAAGCGCAACCUGGAGCACGUCAGCAUCAUGGUGGAGACAACUCUCUCGCCAAGUUGGGAAGACCAACCCAACGACUCUUUGGAAGACACUUCGCUGUUGCCAGAGACAAAGGAGGGCAAUCAGAACUCGGUGGCGCACCGAGAAUUCCUCCAUCUUGUCUCAGACAGAGCUCCGGAGACAAUGGCCCAGCAGCUCUUGACGGUUUUCAGCAGCUAUUAUGUCAGGCUUUUUGUCAGUGGCCAGCUUCCAGAAGUCCAUAUGGGGCAGCACACAACUCUCGCCCACAAGCCUUGUCUCUGCCAGUUUGUAAAGACUACAAUGCUGGGAAAAGAAUGCUGUGGAUUCCAACAGAGGUGUUAGCAGCCAAGGGUCUCAAUCAUCAAAGACUGAAGAAUCAGAAGUCUGAGGGAACGAAGGACGCUGUGCCUUCCACACUCCCUCUGUUACGUAGCUGCCACCAUCCCUGGCUCAUAGUUCUGCACACAAAAGAACUAGGUCUAAAAAAAUAUUCUUGGGAAUGUUGGCACCUUCUUCUAAGGAGAGAUUAUAUUAUAGUUGGGUCAGGAUCUGUCUCUGACUGAUAAGAAGGGUUUCGCCACGUGAUAUACUGUUUUGCUGGUCUCUGGAUUGGACCUUCAUGCAUUGGUGGCUGCCCAGAGUUGUGAG
This is a messenger RNA of Protobothrops mucrosquamatus (brown spotted pit viper), 1302 nucleotides long. It is a transcript of the gene TMEM268, whose product is annotated as transmembrane protein 268. The record is from RefSeq and is a predicted model, not a curated record. Lineage: Eukaryota; Metazoa; Chordata; Lepidosauria; Squamata; Viperidae. The transcript has 8 exons. Bases 97 to 996 code for a protein of 299 amino acids.